AUGGCCAUGGAACCGGAUGAAUCUUGGCCUCCGCCAGAGGCUGAACGCGCCAGGGAAAUCUACGACGACUUGGGAAAUCUCACUUUUCCCAUCAGCAACGGAUCGCUGGCGCAACAGUAUUUCGAUCAAGGCUUCCGGUUGCUGAGUGCCUUCGACUUCCGCCGUGCUGUGCUCGCCUUCCGCGCAGCCUCUGCCGCCGAGGCGGAGGGCUGCGUGCUGUGCCAGUGGGGCGAAGCUAUGGCGCUAGGGCCCAACCUCAACAGCUUUGAUGAACCCAGGUUGCUGGCCAGCAUUCCUUCAGCAUUUCAGAAGGCGCAAGCUGCCCUUCACCUUCUGGAGCGUUUGGAGGCGACUCCGAUGCGUCCGAGUUCGAUCGAGCGUGGCUUAGUCUAUGCCCUGAAGCAUCGCUAUGUGCCCACAGCUGCUGAGUAUGUGAUGAAUGAAUCCCAGCUCACUCACAGCUAUGCCAUGGAGAUGGAUCGGCUACUGGCAGAUGUGAAGACCACGGAUGCCAACUAUGCGAAUGUGGCAGCCCUUACAGCAGAUGCUUUGAUGAACACCUGCCCUUGGGACUACUGGGUGCCAGGGGUGCCUGAUCCAGGAGCUAACGGAAGCACCCAGUUGCAGCUGCGUCCCGCGGCAAAGAAGGCCAUGAAGAUCUUGAAGUCGGCCCUGACCUUGAGCCCCAGCCACCCUUUCUGCAUCCAUCUCUUGGUUCACAUCACCGAAGCCUCUCAGGAUCCUCACCUCUUGCGGCAGGUGAGGCCCAUGGCGAAAAGCCUGCCGCAGCUGAUGCCGGGGGCACCGCAUUUGAUCCACAUGAGCUUUCACACCUUGAUGCACACGGGGGAUUUCCAUGUAGCGGAUCAGGACAACACCUGGGCAACUCUGAUGCCGAGGCAGAUUUAUCCCAUGCACAACUUGGACACCCUCUCCUGGGUCUGUCGCAUCCAGGGUCGUUCUUUGUGCUCCCUGGAUGCUGCCAAAUCGCUGGAACAUCGGGCCUUGAGCCUGGUCGGAAGUGGAACUUUCGAAACGGGUUUCCCACCCGCGCGCUUCGCCGCGGUCUGGCCUUUGACACUCUUAGCCUUCGGCCGGUACCAGCAGAUCUUGGACGCGGAGCCACCCAAGCAGUGCCAAGUGGAGCCGUUUCUGGCAGGCAUUUGGCACUUUGCCGCCGGCGCAGCGGCGGCCCAUCUGGGCCAACAAAGGGCCAAUGAGGAACUUCAUCGCCUUCGAAGAAAGAGGGAAGAAGUGGUGGAAGAAAUGCAGCAGCCAGCUGGAUUGGCAUGGAAAAACUUCCACGGCUCAAAGGCCUGGGCCGUGUACCCUGCCGCGCAGCUUCUGUCACUGGCGGAGCAGGAACUUCUGGGGCAGCUGGGGGACCUCAACGCCUGGCGUAGGGCGGCAACGAUGGAGGCCGCAUUACCAUACGAUGAGCCUCCAUCAUGGUACUUGCCAGUGGCAAAUCGUCUUGGUGAAGCAUUGGCUCAAGCCGGUGAGCUGGAGGCGGCUGCAGAAGUUUAUCGCGACUCCUUGAGUCGCUUGCCAAAGAAUGGCUGGGCCAUGCUGGGUCUAUGGCAGCUUUGCCUUCGGAGAUGGGGACAUGAGAAUUCCACGUGCCACGAGCUGCAGCGUUGCCUUGAAGAAUUCUGCGGAAGUUCAGGGUCCACCGCAUCCAACUUCAUCUUCCCCAUCUUUUCUCUGGUUUUCCCGGAACCCAUCGACCCAAGCCAUGCUCCCCUGGCUUUUCGUUGCUUCCUCUCUGGCGUUUCUGGUGCCGAUGCUUCCAAUCCUCCGGCGGUCGAGAUCCUGUGGUUGUUACCAUCGCUUGGAGGGAUGAGCGCGAAGUUGGAGAUGGCCGAGUUGUUGGAGAGACACCGUGUUGGGAAGUUGAUCAUGAAACUUCGGACCGGAGUUACUCCGGAGUUGGCUUUGAGAAGCGCGUUGAAGAAAAAAGGUUUGAAAACGGACCUGGAGUCCAAAUUUUCGGUGAUUUUCCACAACUACGGGCAAGAGUUGGAAGUGCUCAAGGAGCUCUAUGAGAAGAAUCGUGGCUCACCACAGUUUGUCCGGAACAUGCCCCCCGUGGCGGGCAACAUCAUGUGGUCGCGACAAUUGCUCCACCGCAUCAUGGAGCCCAUGCGGCGCUUCCACCGGGAACCCUUGGUCAUUGCUGGUGGUAAAGAAGUGAAACGCAUCACCAAGAUGUACAACAAGAUGGCGAAGACGUUGGUGGAAUUUGAGAUUGUGUGGCAUCAGGCCUGGAUGAGCUCCGUUGAGAACACCAAGGCCAGUUUGAAUGCGACGCUGAUCAUCAAGCACCCGGAGGAUCAGAAAUACCAUGUGAAUUUCGACAGCGAGAUCUUGCAGCUCAUCCGAGAGACCAAGACCAUCGACCGCAUGGGAUAUGUUGACAUCCCGGAGAGUGCGCGCAUGAUCCUUUUGCAAGAGAAGAAGUCCGGAACCCGGAGAGACAGCAAUCAACGGUGGCAGCUUCAGCUGCAACCGGCACCCGGGUGUCCGGAUCCCGUGGAACCUCCAAUGGGCGACGACGGGAUCAUCGACAUCGAUUCCGAAGAUGAAGAGCACCGCUGUGAAGCGGAGGCUGCUGCCGCAGCAGCUGCUUUGGCGGUGGAAGUGCCGCAAACCAGCGUCAUGUGCCAGCUCACUUUGCCCCCCAGCCGUGGCAUUGCACUGCCACAGGUGGUAGGGCAGGUGCAGGUGUGGCGCCAGGAGGAUUCACUUCAUUGUUUGGUCCUAGUGGAUGAGCAGGAGUACACCGAGGACGAGCAUGAGGAUCUCAUUAUACCCAUUGGUGGCAUCAGCGCGGUAGACGUGAAAGUGGAGGGCCCAAGUGUGAUUCUGACCUUGUCGCCCCCCCUUGCACCCACGGGCUUCGCUGUGGAUUUCAUGGCCGAAGGUCAUCGGAUUUCAAUGGUUUCGCUGUCACCUUCACCUCAGGAGUUGCGGUCCCUAUUGGCCACCCUUAUGUCGUGGCUGGGGCAUUUGACAGUGCAUGGUCCGCGCUCUUUAGGCUUGGUGCCACGUCCAGUGAAGGAGCCGUUUGCUUUGCGAUUUCAAGGAACGGUGCUGGAAGAAAGGGAUGUGGAUUUGUUGGAGGAUGAACAGUGGUUCAAUGAUACCAUCAUGGACUUUUUCCUGCGUUUAGCAAUCGAAGUGGCAGCGCCAGCAAAGUUGCAAGAAGAAGUUUACGUGGCGAAGACGCAAUUCUUCACACGUCUCACAGCCUCUGGCGCUUCCAGUGGUGAGAAAGGUUGGGAAAACGUAAAGACCUGGACAAGGACGGUCACUGGGGGAGUUGCCUCUCAACGGGUGUUGGUCUACCCCGUCAACGAGGCAAAUCUCCACUGGUGUGUGUUCUUCGUAUGCCAUCCCUAUAUGGUCAUGGGAAACGAGGUGCCCCAGCAUCAGGAGGACACUCCUCGCAUCGUUUGCCUCGACUCGGCUUGGGAGCCAGUGCCCAAAGAUGAUCACAUCAAGUUGCUGAAGGGCUAUCUUCGCCGUGAGCUCUACAACAACAGCUGCAACGGUGCUGAAUAUAGUCCCGCCAAUAUCGCCCGAUGGAAACGAGCAGUCUCGGGGCUGGAAAACAUGCAGGCCAUUGACGGAGACGUUCCAAAGCAACAGAAUGUCUACGACUGUGGCCUCUAUGUCUUGGAGUUCCUACUCUUUUUACUUCGCCAACCUGAUCAGCUUUCCACGCUGGGUCUAACGUCGCAUCAGUCCUGGUUUGAUCAGUCCAUCAUCACACAUCGUCGCGUGCAAAUGCGGCAGCUUGUCUCCCGCUUGCUGGAUGAGGGACGGAGCACGGGCCAGACGGACGUCUCGAUCCUACUGCGGGAUCAAGCUUUGCGAGCGGCAGUGCGGGAGGCUUUGACCAGUGAACCUCCGGCGACGGAGUCGGCGCCAGCCUGGGAGGACAAUGUGCCCUGGCAUCCUCCGAAACCCAAGGCGCGCCCCGUGGGGCCGCAGCCGCCCGCCGUGCCGGUGCCGCCGGUGCCGCCGGUGGCGCAGGUGGCGCCGGCGCAGCACUGGUGGGAUUGGAACGCCUGGGACGAACAUGUGCCCGCUUUGGAAGCUAAAGCUGCUGUGGCUGAGCUGAUGAGCCAUGACUGGAAACUGCGAUUACCACAGAAAAAUGUGAUGAGUAUUGCAGGAGGCGUAUCCGUAUCGGAUCGGGACCGGCAUAACUCGAAGUCAACGGGAACGUUCCCGCCUUACGGAGAGAUCGACAUCAACAUCCAGGGACCUCCAGGGACAUCCAGGGAGCCGCGGGAUGUGGUGAGGUUGGUGAAGUCGACGGUGAUUCGUCGACGCUUUCAAUUGAUAGGAAUGUAG
Cladocopium goreaui is the source of this 4362-nucleotide messenger RNA. Lineage: Eukaryota; Dinophyceae; Suessiales; Symbiodiniaceae. The record is from the annotation of a GenBank genome assembly.